Molecule: messenger RNA, 768 nt
Organism: Hydra vulgaris (swiftwater hydra)
Lineage: Eukaryota; Metazoa; Cnidaria; Hydrozoa; Anthoathecata; Hydridae
Source: RefSeq, a predicted model, not a curated record
UUUUAACUUCACUUAUUUUUCUAUAAAUAUAUUUACGAAUGACCAAUAAAUACAUGUUGAUCAUUGGCACAUGUCACGCGUUUAUCAAUGCAAUCUUGAAAAAAUCUUUGAAUUUUUAUAUUUAAACUCUGUAAAAAUGGUUUCAAUGGUUUCAUAUACCCUUGUUUUUACUGCUUUUAUAAUUGUAUCAGGUUUGAGUCUUGCACCGUUAUAUCAGGGUUCAAGUUCACAAGCGAUAUUUUUAAAACAAAACAAAGACGUAGAAACAGCUUUUGACAAGUUUAUAGAAAUUUUAUAUAAAACUUACCUAAACAAUCAAAAAAGAAAUGAAAAAGUGACAGAAAGUGAACAAAAGAUUCCUAUGAUAGGAAGAAAAGAUGAAAACAGCACAAAAAAAAAUUACAAUAGUGUAGAAACUAACAAGUUCGAUUUGUUUUCUGAUUUCGAUGAACAGUUUCCUAAAAAUAUUGAAUAUGAAAAAACUUACACAAACUUAGAAAAAAAAGUACUUGAAGAUAGGAGGCUGCUAUCGUUAUUAAACGAAAUAUUAAAUUCUCGAAUUACAACUAUUCGACGUAAUAUUCUAAUUCAAAGAAAAGCAAAUAGAGAUAGUUACCAAAAUGAAGAAAAAAAAAGAUGAAAAUAAAUGGCAAUAAUCCGAUGAAGAUAUUAGACAAAAAUCGCAAGUUAUAUAUUUACGUAAAUCAAAAAUAAGAUAAUGUUAAAGAUGUCACUUUACUUAAAAAGAAAAUAUUUUUUGCCAAACUA